Lycium barbarum (goji berry) is the source of this 940-nucleotide messenger RNA. Its product is annotated as protein VERNALIZATION 3-like. Lineage: Eukaryota; Viridiplantae; Streptophyta; Magnoliopsida; Solanales; Solanaceae. The coding region runs from base 59 to 580 and encodes 173 amino acids. The transcript is spliced from 4 exons. The record is from RefSeq and is a predicted model, not a curated record.
AUUUGAUCAAUCAUUGCAAUAACUUUGGAAAAAAACUAAACUAUCUCAUUAUAUUAUCAUGUCAAGAGUACAUCCAUUGAUAGUUGGUCGUGUGAUAGGAGAUGUUUUAGAUCCAUUCACAGGGUCUGUUGAUCUUAGAGUUGUUUACAAUAAUAGAGAAGUGAACAAUGCAUGUGUGUUGAAACCUUCUCAAGUUGUUAAGCAACCUAGGGUUCAUAUUGGAGGGGAUGAUCUUCGCAACUUUUACACUCUGGUUAUGGUGGAUCCUGAUGCUCCAAGUCCAAACAACCCUAACUUGAGGGAGUAUCUACACUGGUUGGUCACAGAUAUCCCAGCAACUACAAAUACAAGCUUUGGCAAAGAAGUUGUAUGCUACGAGAGUCCAACACCUUCAAUGGGAAUUCAUCGAUUUGUUUUCGUGCUAUUUCGACAAUUGGGACGUGAAACUGUGUAUGCCCCAGAUUGGCGUCAGAAUUUUAACACAAGAGACUUUGCUGAGCUUUACAAUCUUGGUUUGCCUGUUGCAUCAGUUUACUUCAAUUGUCAUAGGGAGAAUGGUACCGGUGGACGUCGCGCAUAAAAAUUAAUUAUCACUUUUAUAUAUUUUUAGUAAAUAAAGUUUUUAGCAAUAUGGGUCGCAAAAUCUUAGUGAUGUUACAAGAUUUAGGGGCGACAUCAAAUCGAAAGAGUGUUGCAGGAAGAUACAUAUGCACUUUGCUAGCAAUAAUGUGUGAAAUUUCAAUACAAGGAGUCUAAUCACAGCUAUAAGAAUCGGAAUUUCCGACAAACUUUUCGUCGAAUUGUACUUGUCGGAAUUGUUUUCGACGGAUUUCCCAUCGGAAAAUAAGCAUCUGUGGAAAAUUUUGAUUUUUCUAGUAGUGACUAUUUUUAUGUAAAAACCUAUAGAUGAUUGGUGUCUAGUACUAAUUGGGUUGUCUCA